Miscanthus lutarioriparius is the source of this 1488-nucleotide messenger RNA. NCBI's taxonomy places the organism in Eukaryota, Viridiplantae, Streptophyta, Magnoliopsida, Poales, Poaceae. The record is from the annotation of a GenBank genome assembly.
AUGGACAUGAUAAUUUCUGCAGUACUUGGUGAGGCGAUCUCUAGAUCCAUAAGUUUUGUCAUCAGCAAAAGCUCCAAGCAGAAGGUGCCAGAUGAUGUUCACAACAGCCUGCAAAGGGUUCUCCUUCGGGCACAGGUCAUCAUCGAUGAGGCCACGGGAUGCCACAUCACAAACCAAGGUAUGUUGCAGCAGCUGGGCAUGCUGAGAGAUGCCAUGUACCAAGGCAAUUACAUACUUGACACUUCCAUAUACCAAUCUCAUGACGUGGAGGAUGGCAAGGAUUCUGUUGUGAGUCAAUCUUUGCCUUUGUGCAAAGUAAAUUCUCUCAGACGAAUAUCUUCUUCCAGUAGAAAGAAAGAGAUUUUGGAACAAUUGCAACAUGCUGUUAAUAAUUUGAGCUCUAUGAUACUUGAUCUAAAAGAGCUGGUUGUGUUCUUGACGAGCUACCCUCGGAUGUACCGCCAGCCUUAUAGCAUGCAUCUACUGCUCAGUAACUGCAUGUUUGGCCGCCAGAUGGAAGCACAUCAUGUUAUUAGCUUCCUGUUGGAUACACAGCCUCGUGGUUUUGAAGAAUUGGAAGUCCUGCCAAUUGUUGGUCCAUAUGAAGUUGGAAAGAGCACCCUUGUCUCUCAUAUUUGCAACGAUGAAAGGAUCCGUGAUCAUUUCUCUGAAAUUUUUUUAUUGAGCGGACAUGAGUUUACAAAUUUUGACCACGCUAAGCUGAGUGAAGGAUGUGCAGCAGAACAUCAAAAUUGUGUGUUGAACUCAAACAAAGAUAGGAAGUUACUUUUUGUUGUUGAAUUAGUUGGUGAUCUUAACGAAGAUGCUUGGAAUAAAUGGUGUUGUUCUUAUAAACAACACAUACCAAGGGGUAGUAAAAUCAUAGUCACAAGCCGAUCAGACAAGAUCGUCAAGUUUGGAACAGCACCACCUCUAUAUUUGAAGCAUCUGUCCCCUGAAGCGUACUGGUAUUUCUUUAAGACACUUACGUUUGGAAGCAUGGAUCCUGAAACACACCCAAGGUUUGCCCGACUUGCUAUGGAGAUGGCUAGGCUCCUAAGUGGAACUUUCAUUGGUGCAAACGUGAAUGCUUGUUUGCUGAGGGACAACUUUGACAUCCAUUUUUGGCACAAGGUUGUAGCCUUCUACAGAGUGGUCACCUUGAAGAAUGUCUCAGAAUUUGGUGUUCGUCCAUUCAAUCUUAUACAACAGAACAGGCCUAUAAUUAUUUGGGGGAUGGCCACACCGUCUGAAGAGCUUGUGAUUUAUGGUCAAUUUGAACGCUCUGCAGAGGAGGAGGUUCCAAAGAUAAGUUUCCGAGAUGUGUUUUAUGGAAACGUUAAUCCUCGUGGGAAAUUUGAGAUCCUAUUGUGGAGGUCUCGGAUUCCGCCUUACUAUAGCUAUUUUAGCUCUUCUGAGAUCCGAGAGGUAAAAACUGCAGCUGCCAAGAGGAAGCGUUCUGUGAAAAAUGGAUUAAUGCUUUGUUAA